Molecule: messenger RNA, 2765 nt
Organism: Betta splendens (Siamese fighting fish)
Lineage: Eukaryota; Metazoa; Chordata; Actinopteri; Anabantiformes; Osphronemidae
Gene: gcgrb
Product: glucagon receptor b
Exons: 14
Coding region: 389-2002 (537 amino acids)
Biological process (GO): cell surface receptor signaling pathway; adenylate cyclase-activating G protein-coupled receptor signaling pathway
Cellular component (GO): plasma membrane
Molecular function (GO): gastric inhibitory peptide receptor activity; glucagon receptor activity; peptide hormone binding
Source: RefSeq, a predicted model, not a curated record
ACUCUCCAGCAGCGAGUCAUGUCCAGUAGCGGAGUCCGCCUCUUUUAGAGUCGCGCGCUUGAGUCCACUCUGCAACAGGAGCUGGACUGUGUCUACAAAAGUGACUUAAAGACACUCAGAGAGAAACAAACCAAGAAACCGACGUGCGUCCGACCUGUAACAAGCAGGACUAACAGCAGCUGGAGAAGUCGCUCGUCCACUUGGUUCCACUUCUUGGACUGCGCCUGUGAUGAUGGGCCGGGACGGGAUGAGCGACGGGCGCGUGGGUGCCAGGGGCGCGCGAGGAGGUCUGGACGCAUAGGCCACACGGUGAGUUAGGGUCGACACAGCCUUAUGUGUGGGGUUCCCCCUGGUCCCCAAGAACCCCUCUCCUCCCAGCAUCAGGGGGAUGUUCCAGGUGUGUCUCCCCUUGGCCUUGCUCAUUCUCUGCAGCUGCACAAAGCAGGUCUCCUCUACCAACUCCUUGGAGCUUGUGAAGGAGAAGUGGAGCAGCUACAAGAACCAGUGCCUCGACUACUUCAAUGCCACGCCGCCCGCUUCAGCAGGGCUGGUGUGCUACAGGACCUUUGACCAGUACGCCUGCUGGCCUGAUGGACGCCCAGGUACCACUGUCAAUGUCUCCUGCCCGUGGUUCCUGCCGUGGCACCGGAAAGUUCAGCAUGGACUGGUGUACAGAGUCUGCAAGGAUAAUGGUCAGUGGGCUCAAAGAAAUACCAGUGAGUGUGAGGACGACCCUGGUGAGCAGCAGUAUGGGCGCAUCCUCAGUCAGUUACGGCUCAUGUACACAGUGGGUUACUCCCUCUCCCUGGGAGCCCUGCUGCUUGCUCUGGGGAUUCUCAUCACCUUCAGGAAGCUUCACUGUAUGAGGAACAACAUCCAUAUGAACCUGUUCGCCUCCUUCAUCCUAAGAGCCGUGUCCAUCCUGGUAAAAGACGCCCUGCUCACGCUCACGCUGGACCCCCGGAGCAGCAGCGACCUCCAGACUCCAGCCGGGGUCAACAUACCGGCCGUGUCUUGGUGCCGCGCCGCCAUGGUGAUGAUGCAGUACAGCGUCAUGGCUAACAACUACUGGCUGCUGGUGGAGGGCAUCUACCUGCACAGCCUGCUGGUCAUCACCGUCUUCAGCGAGAGGAAGUACUUCUACAGCUACCUGGCCAUCGGCUGGGGUGCGCCCCUCAUGUUUGUGUUGCCGUGGAUCACAGUGAAAUAUCUGUAUGAGAAUAAGGAGUGCUGGGAAAGGAAUAUUAACAUGGGAUACUGGUGGAUCAUCCGAUCUCCUAUCCUCUUCGCUUGUCUGAUCAACUUCUUCAUAUUCAUCAGAAUUAUUAAAAUCCUCAUGUCUAAACUCAGAGCGCAUCAGAUGAGAUACACCGACUACAAAUUCAGAUUAGCAAAGUCCACUCUGACUCUCAUCCCCCUGUUGGGAAUCCACGCCAUCCUCUUCACCUUCGUCAUUGAUGAGUAUGUGCCCAAAGGCUCCCUGCUGCGCCUCAUCCGUCUCUUCUGUGACCUGCUGUUCAACUCCUUCCAGGGUCUGCUGGUUGCCAUCUUGUAUUGCUUCGUCAACAAAGAGGUGCAGUCGGAGAUGCUAAAGAAGUGGAAGCGGUGGAAGCUGGGUAAGGACAUCGACGAGGAGUACCGGCACACCCACAGCCAAACGCCGCACAUCAAGAGCGGCAGCGUUGCCACUGGCGUCCAGCUGGAGUCCCACGCCUGCACCACCAGCAGGCCCAACUCCAGCUGCUUCUGCAAAGGCCCGGUGCCGCGCGGCCGAGGCCCGUCCUGCUCCAGGCUCACGGAGGAGGACCGGCUGCUGGUAGUCUCCUACAGCAAUGGCACGGGCACGGGCCGGCCCGCCAAGACCAGACACACACUGACGUGGUCCUUCGUGCCGCCCUGCGGGACCGCCGGCCGCUCCAGCACCAAAGCAGAGAAUGUGUGUGUGGAGGAGACGGCGCAGUGCUGCUCACACCGUGUGGAAGGAGAGGAGACCAACGUGUGAGGAAAAUCAUCUAAUCACGGUGUCCCAUCAUGGAUGUGGCCCUCACCCAUCAGCACACAGUGUGUCAGUAUUUAUUCGCUUUGGGACCUUGAACAAGAACAAGUGAUUGAGUUGAGAAGUGAGGAAUGGAAGCGUGAUUAAAAAAUGCAUUUGUGGGGAGCGUGUGUGUAUGUGUGUCCUUGUCUUUGUGUAGCCGUGAGUCAUUAGACCUUUGGACGUUUUAACCAGUCCUCACGCGUGUGUGUUCACGUCACUCAUAGUGUGUGUGUCUCUGUGUUUAUUGGACCUGAAUGUGGACAACGGCAGCGUGACUGUCGGAGAUUAUUAAAAAGACCAAAGUGAGGGUUUCACUAGAGCCAAGUGACUUUUAUCAGUCAGUGCUGGUCGUGUUGAGGUUGUCUCACGGAGGAUCAGUCCCUUCAUCUCCACGACUCUAGAUUCUGGUUUACAAUAUCAAAGCCAAAGUAACCUGAAGGGAUCUGCUUCAGCCAGACAAAGCAUUAAACACAUUCUUUCAUGUGCAUUCCUUUCUUUCUAUUUUUUUUAACUUUAUAUAUAUUUUUUCCUCUGUCAGCAGAUGUUUUUGUGUAAAUGUACAGUAUAAUGAGUGAACCAAUGUGUAUAUAUGUAAUUAGACAAACUACAUCAUAUUUAUCCACUUAAUAUUUUAAAUUAUUGAUUUUUCAUUUGUCUGUACCUCUCUGCAGUUACUGGGAUGUAAAUCAGUUCGAUAACUGUGAAUUUAAAUUUUUUUACAAAUUCA